AAAAAGAUUUUCUGCCGCACCUAGAAACGCCAGUGAGAUGACGCAGACAAACAAAGACUACCUCGAAGACAUGUUGGACAUGUCGGACGUUCCGAAUAUUAAUGACUGUCAAAGCGAAAUCCCCCAAUUUUUCGCGAGAAGCAACAUCCUAAUAACGGGUGGUUCCGGUUUUCUUGGCAUACUUCUAAUAGAGAAAUUGUUGCGAUGCUGUCCAGACAUAGGAAAAAUGUACCUAUUUAUGAGGACAAAAAAAGAUAAAUCACCCGAACGAAGACUCAAAGAUCAAUUUGAUGAUAUUGUUUACGAAAGAUUAAAGAAAGAGCAGCCCAACUUUAGUACAAAGAUUUUUUCAAAGAAGUAUUUCUUUCCAUUAAGGUGCGAUUUAGCACAUAUAGAAAACUAUGUAUUUCUUAUUUUUGUUUCAACAUAUUUUAACAUGAUUUAACAUAUUUUAACAUAUCUAAAGCUUAUUAAAAUCGAAUCGAAAGUCGCGAUAAUAGAGAUUUUUAACUCUUUCUCCCUUCCCCAACUCGGACUUUCUAUCUUAUUCUCUCUUCACACAGCAAGUGAAUAAAAUUCCGUACAGGGUCAUCCAGACUCAAUGAUGUGUUUAAUCUUUUUGUACUCGUUACCUUGAGACAACAACCUUCAGA
Molecule: messenger RNA, 653 nt
Organism: Solenopsis invicta (red fire ant)
Lineage: Eukaryota; Metazoa; Arthropoda; Insecta; Hymenoptera; Formicidae
Product: fatty acyl-CoA reductase 1-like
Exons: 3
Coding region: 38-445 (135 amino acids)
Biological process (GO): long-chain fatty-acyl-CoA metabolic process
Cellular component (GO): peroxisome
Molecular function (GO): alcohol-forming very long-chain fatty acyl-CoA reductase (NADP+) activity
Source: RefSeq, a predicted model, not a curated record